AGUGUGACUUGAAAUGAAAAGAAAGCACAAUGGUCUUGUCUUGUCUACCUCGAUAAUAAGCAAAUAGUAAAAAAUUCCAUUGAAUGUGAAUAUUGGUUCCUGUAUCGACCUUAUUGAGGUAGACACGACAGCUAGGGUUCACAGUUUGAAAAUUUACCGUCUCUUUUCAAUGGAGCAAGGGAGCAGAAACCCAAAUACGGGUCAUCAAGAGAAACAUUCUUUAGAUUUUGAUGCCAAAAUGGCCAACUUUGCUGAAAACGGGACACGAGGUUCUUCCUGUGUUCAAGAAGUUGUGAAGAAAAAGCGCGGCAGAAAGAGCAAUAAGGAGAAGGAGGAGAUGGAGAAGAGGAGGAUGUUAGCCAUGGAAGAUGGGGUUUCCGAGCAGAGACCCAGUAGAAGAAGAAAGAAAGACGAUGACUUUGGCGGUGGGUUUGAAAUGUCUGACACUCAGCAACAACAACAUGAUCGUAAAGAAGAGGUGACGCCAAAAGUCAACAAGAAAAAACCUAAGUGUGGUGAAGAGGAGCCCUUAACGUGCCAUCAAUGUAAGAGAAAUGAUAAAGGUCCUGUUGUGAGGUGCACAACCUGUCAGAAGAAACGAUUUUGCCUAGUCUGUAUACGGGCCUGGUAUAGUUUCGCCUUUCUUUUUCUUCUUUCCAUGUCAUGUUUACCUCACUGCAUUGCCAGUUACAAAAGACCAAAUCCAGUCACCGUGUUUGUGUUGCAAGAUUUUGAACGGAUUAUUGGAAUUGGAAAAGUUCUUCUGUGA
Messenger RNA from Cajanus cajan (pigeon pea), 769 nucleotides. NCBI's taxonomy places the organism in Eukaryota, Viridiplantae, Streptophyta, Magnoliopsida, Fabales, Fabaceae. The record is from RefSeq and is a predicted model, not a curated record.